AUGGUAUGGAACUAUGAUUAUCCUCCUUCGUCCCGCAUUCCCCGUGCCAGUCAACGCCCUGAUAUCCUCCGUCUCCAGAAUCUCCGUAACCUGGUUGCCGAACGGAACCUGGCCGGCGCUUUCACUUCUUUUGACGCUACCCGUGCUUUGGAAACAUUAAAUCAGGAGAUUGUGGAUCAUCAACUGGACCGGACCCGUGAUCGUACCAACUUCGAACAAGCUCAGUUUGAGCAAGCCCGCACGGCGGUAGAUCGUCAGAUCCAACAUCUCCAGUCGGAAUUAGCGAGCCCCGCAGAGCGGACCCAACACUUCCGGUAUAACCAGCUUCGUUCCGAACGCCCGCCCAGCCGUUUCUCCCCGGACUCUCAUCCUCGCCGCCGAAGUGUGCCCUGGCCUACGUUGGCCCCAAGCCCGGACGCAUCCCGCUCGCCGUCCCUCAUGCCGCCGUCCAGCCAGUCGGACCGUGACGACCAAGGCCGCCAGAAGCGGAGGAAGCUGGACACAGAUGACAACCGGGAGGCCUUUAGAGGAUUUAACUAUGGAUUAUAUGGACAAGUCAUGCCGGGUGAAUUAAAAAUGCAGAUCGCCAGCUGUGACGGAGGAAACUUCGAUUCGCACGGAGCGAGCUCCCGCCCGGAGAAUGUCUUGGCCAGUAACCAGAGCGUCUACUCUACCAAAGAGGACCGCUGCAACCUGGUGCUAUGCCACAGAGAUGAGGCACCAUUCUGUUUAAAAAAGGUCGUCAUCAGAGCUCCCCCUCAGUGCCGGUUUGAUGCUCCAAUCCAAGAAGGGAUGGUUUUCGUCGCCAUGUCUACUGAUGAUCUGUUUAAGCGCACCGCCGAAUGUCAAAUCCAAUAUUCGCCCCGAUGGCGCCGUCGCUCUCGGCGCAGUGGUCUACCGCCUUCCCAGGAAUACCUGACCGGGUACCGACCACCUCCUCCCAAUAUCGAGCGAACUAUCCUCACGGGCCCGAACUCAUACUCUGCUCUAAACUCCUCGGAAGACCCUCGAGCCCAAUUUCGUAUUACCACUGAGUAUCAUGAAAACAACGAGGACAAUGUCUACUCAGACAACGAAGAGGAAGGCUCCCUCGAAUUCAACACCCAGGAGGAACCCACUGAAAGAUACACGUCUGAUACCGAUGAAACGCCCAGUGAUGAGGACGACAUGAAUUAUCUCCGCCGCAGAGUCAUUCAGAAUCAACGCCGCGCCGCCUUGAGUCGUCAUCGCCGCGAGCAGACUCUAGUUCAUCCCCUGCCCAACCCCGCGCAGCCCUCCGCCGAAGUCUUGAAACCACAUGCACGAUUCUUCAUGGAACGCGAGAAGAACAUGGUCACUAUCAAGUUUGAUCCACCUCCAUCCGGUCGGUAUAUUCUGAUCAAGCUCUGGAGUCCGUUCCCCGAGGGCGAUGGCACCAUCGAUAUUGAAAGUAUCAUUGCGCAUGGGUAUGCGGGCCCGCGGUUCUUUCCCAGCAUCGCGGCUCGAUAG
This is a messenger RNA of Penicillium olsonii, 1488 nucleotides long. Lineage: Eukaryota; Fungi; Ascomycota; Eurotiomycetes; Eurotiales; Aspergillaceae. The record is from the annotation of a GenBank genome assembly.